Molecule: messenger RNA, 4344 nt
Organism: Angiostrongylus costaricensis
Lineage: Eukaryota; Metazoa; Nematoda; Chromadorea; Rhabditida; Metastrongylidae
Source: the annotation of a GenBank genome assembly
AUGGAACAGCAUCUACCAAAAAAUGACAAGAAACCGCUUUCUGAACUGUUGGAGCGUACCGAGCCGUACUUCAUGGGCAUUUUCUGUUUGGAAUGUGUGCUGAAGGUUAUUGCCUUCGGAUUUAUUGCUCACAAGGGAUCCUACUUGAGAUCCGGAUGGAAUAUCAUGGACUUCAUAGUAGUUGUCUCUGGAGUGGUGACGAUGCUUCCCGUGUCACCUGCUGCAGCCGGCGGUGGAUCUGGCCAAGUUGAGACCGUGGACUUGCGAACGCUGCGUGCCGUGAGGGUCUUACGACCGCUCAAACUAGUCAGUGGCAUCCCGAGUUUACAAGUGGUAUUGAAGUCGAUUCUGUGCGCAAUGGCGCCACUACUGCAAAUCGGUUUGCUGGUUUUGUUCGCCAUUGUAAUUUUUGCUAUCAUCGGCCUUGAGUUCUACUCUGGGGCGUUCCACUCGGCUUGCUAUAAUGAACGAGGAGAAAUCGAAAAUGUCAGCGAAAAACCCUCGCCUUGCACGAAUAAAACCACUACUAUGGGAGUUUAUAACUGCGAUGUGCCAGGCACUACAUGUCUGAACAAGUGGAUUGGACCCAAUUACGGUAUCACUUCGUUCGACAAUAUAGCCUUCGCAAUGAUUACUGUCUUUCAAUGCAUUACCAUGGAAGGUUGGACAACGGUCAUGUACUACACGAACGAUUCUCUGGGAAGUACGUACAACUGGGCAUAUUUCAUUCCUCUUAUCGUUCUCGGAUCCUUUUUCAUGCUGAAUCUCGUCCUUGGAGUUCUAUCCGGUGAGUUUGCAAAGGAAAGAGAGCGUGUCGAAAAUCGGCGUGAGUUUCUCAAACUUCGUCGACAACAACAAAUCGAACGUGAACUUAAUGGCUACCUUGAGUGGAUUAUGGCGGCGGAAGAAGUUAUACUCAAGGAGGAACGAACUACUGAGGAGGAGAAGCAAGCGAUUUUGGACGGUCGUCGACGGGCUGAGACUAAGAAAAAGAUGAAAGACUCAUCAAAGCAACAGUCAACAGAGACGGAAGAAGAUCUUGAAGAAGAGGAAGAAGAACUGGACGAUGAAUAUCUUGAUGAGGGAGGCGAGAAAGCACGGUACUCUUCGAAUCUCCUUUUUUCAGUUCAAAUGCGGGUAAUAGUAAAAACACAAGUAUUUUAUUGGUCCGUCAUCACGUUGGUUUUUCUUAACACGGCAUGCGUCGCAUCUGAGCAUUACGGGCAACCACCGUGGCUUACGGAGUUUUUACAAUAUGCUGAGUACGUCUUCUUAGGAAUUUUUAUAAUGGAAGUCUUGCUCAAACUGUUUGCCAUGGGUUCCCGAAUGUAUUUCGCAUCAAAGUUCAAUCGUUUCGAUUGUAUUGUCAUUGUCGGUUCUGCUUUUGAAGUGAUUUGGGCUGAAGCGAAAGGCGGCUCUUUCGGUAUUUCUGUUUUGCGCGCACUUCGAUUGCUCAGAAUUUUCAAACUAACAUCGUACUGGGUUUCGCUUCGUAAUUUGGUUCGUUCACUAAUGAACUCAAUGAGGAGCAUCAUUUCAUUGUUAUUUCUCCUUUUUCUUUUCAUUCUCAUAUUUGCACUGCUUGGAAUGCAACUAUUUGGAGGAAAAUUUAAUUUUCCUACAAUGCACCCCUACACGCAUUUCGAUACGUUCCCUGUUGCCUUAAUCACUGUAUUCCAGAUAUUGACGGGUGAAGAUUGGAACGAGGUUAUGUACCUGGCCAUCGAAGCACAAGGCGGUAUAUAUGGCGGUGGCAUGGUGUACUGUAUAUAUUUUAUUGUUCUGGUGCUUUUCGGAAAUUAUACACUGUUGAAUGUAUUCUUGGCUAUUGCUGUAGAUAAUUUGGCAAAUGCUCAGGAACUCACAGCAGCUGAAGAAGCUGAUGAAAAAGCGAAUGAGAUGGACGAUAGCGAAGAGGAUGAACCAGAUGGCGGCCAUUGUGCCAUUGAUAUGAAUGGGAAUGAUCCAGAUGAAGGUAGGUGUUUUUCAGUUUAUUGUCCCUGUUUAGAAGAGGAAUUCGAGGAAGAGGAGUCGCCGUUUGGAGGACCGCGUCCGAUGGUGCCCUACACAUCAAUGUUUUUUCUUUCUCCAUCAAAUCCGUUGCGCGUACUGGUUCACAGCAUUGUUUGCACAAAAUACUUCGAGAUGAUGGUCAUGGGAGUGAUUUGUCUGUCAUCGAUCUCGCUGGCUGCGGAAGACCCAGUAGAUGAAGAUAAUCCGAGGAAUAAAGUACUACAAUAUAUGGAUUAUUGUUUCACUGGUGUGUUUGCAUGCGAAAUGUUGCUCAAGCUGAUCGACCAAGGUAUUAUACUCCAUCCCGGAUCGUAUUGUCGUGAUUUUUGGAACAUUCUCGAUGGUGUUGUCGUGACAUGCGCUCUCGUUGCGUUUGGAUUCGCUGGCACUGAAGGAUCCGCUGGUAAGAACUUAAACACCAUCAAAUCACUAAGGGUGCUUCGCGUACUGCGGCCACUCAAGACCAUCAAAAGAAUACCGAAGCUCAAGGCUGUCUUCGACUGUGUGGUUAAUUCACUUAAAAACGUCUUCAACAUUUUAAUAGUAUAUUUCUUGUUUCAAUUCAUUUUUGGAGUAAUUGCUGUACAGUUGUUCAAUGGAAAGUUCUUUUACUGCACAGACAAAACUAAACGCUUCGCAUACCAAUGUCAUGGCCAGUUCUUCAUUUUUGACAAUCAGAAUGAACCACCACGAGUUGAGCAGCGUGAAUGGAGACUGCGUCCAUUCAACUACGACAACACCAUCAACGCCAUGCUUACCUUAUUCGUUGUCACUACGGGUGAGGGAUGGCCAGGUAUUCGUCAGAACUCUAUGGACACCACGUUCGAGGAUCAGGGGCCUAGUCCGUUUUAUCGUGUAGAGGUAGCGCUUUUUUACGUUAUGUUUUUUGUUGUGUUCCCGUUCUUCUUUGUCAACAUUUUCGUCGCUCUGAUCAUUAUUACAUUUCAAGAGCAGGUGGGUCUUUGUUUCUUGUUUGUAGCAGCUAAGCAGUGCAUAGACUUUGCACUGAAUGCUCGACCACGUUCACUAUUCAUGCCAGAAGACAAGAAUUCCAUUAAGUAUCGCAUCUGGAGGCUUGUCACUUCAGCGCCAUUCGAGUAUUUCAUCAUGGCAAUGAUUUGUUGCAACACUAUUAUACUCAUGAUGAAAUUCCAUGGAAAUUCCGAUUUCUACGAAAAAGUUCUAAGAUUAUUCAAUACUGCUCUCACAGCUGUGUUCACCGUUGAAAGUAUUCUAAAAAUCCUCGCAUUUGGAGUUAGGAACUAUUUUCGCGAUGGAUGGAAUAGAUUUGAUUUUGUCACAGUGGUUGGUUCAAUAACUGAUGCGUUGGUAACUGAGUUUGGAGGACAUUUCGUUUCUCUCGGUUUUCUUCGACUGUUUCGGGCCGCUAGAUUGAUCCGUCUUCUGCAGCAAGGUUACACCAUUCGCAUUCUUUUGUGGACGUUCGUGCAGAGUUUCAAGGCGCUUCCUUACGUCUGUUUGUUGAUCGGCAUGCUAUUCUUCAUUUACGCGAUCGUAGGUAUGCAGGUCUUUGGUAAUAUAUGGCUGAACGCUGCCACCGAAAUCAAUCGGCACAACAAUUUUCAGUCAUUCUUCAAUUCUGUGAUACUUCUUUUUCGAUGUGCCACUGGAGAAGGUUGGCAGGAUAUCAUGAUGGCGUGUGGUGCACAAAAAGACUGUGCACGUGCUGGAUCUGAUGAAAUCAAUUACGAUAAGGGCCAGACAUGUGGUAGCAACGUCAGUUACGCGUACUUUACGUCAUUUGUGUUCCUCUCGUCAUUUUUGAUGCUGAAUCUUUUCGUUGCCGUAAUUAUGGAUAAUUUCGACUACCUAACUAGGGACUCAUCGAUUCUCGGUCCUCAUCAUCUAGACGAAUUUAUUCGUGUUUGGGCCGAUUAUGACCCAGCAGCGACUGGGCGGAUUCACUACACGGACAUGUAUGACAUGCUACGAAACAUCACCCCACCGGUCGGAUUCGGUCGGAAAUGUCCCUAUCGACUUGCAUACAAGCAUCUCGUCCGCAUGAACAUGCCAGUGGCUGAAGAUGGCACCGUGCAUUUCACCACAACCCUAUUCGCUCUCAUUCGAGAAAGUCUUAGUAUCAAAAUGCGACCUGUUGAAGAAAUGGAUGAAGCAGAUGAAGAGCUAAGACAAACACUGAAAAAGAUUUGGCCACUUAAAGCGAAGAAGAACAUGAUUGAUCUAGUGGUACCUCCAAACCAUGAGCUCUGUUUUCAAAAACUGACUGUAGGGAAAAUCUACGCGGGUCUGCUAAUUCUCGAAAAUUAUCGAGCGAAGAAGAGUGGAACAGAGGUUGGAACAUUCAACUAA